Messenger RNA from Condylura cristata (star-nosed mole), 1801 nucleotides. RefSeq names its product Kazal-type serine peptidase inhibitor domain 1 (gene KAZALD1). The coding region runs from base 183 to 1085 and encodes 300 amino acids. The record is from RefSeq and is a predicted model, not a curated record. Gene Ontology annotation, biological process: regulation of cell growth; regulation of signal transduction. Gene Ontology annotation, cellular component: extracellular region. NCBI's taxonomy places the organism in Eukaryota, Metazoa, Chordata, Mammalia, Eulipotyphla, Talpidae. Gene Ontology annotation, molecular function: insulin-like growth factor binding. The transcript is spliced from 5 exons.
CUCUCUCAGAUCCUUAGCCAGAGCAGAGGUGGCGGGGGCUCAGCCCACUGUUCACUACAGCUUUCUUUCCACGACCUCGUUUUGCGGACUGGAGUCACGCUGCUCAAAAGGGCUUAGCCCCGGACACUAGGGUGCCACCAGCCUGCUGAUGCCCCGAGUGUGCACAGGGCUUCCAGCUAACCAUGCCACCGCCGCCUGCAGCUGCCUUGGUGCUGCUGCUGCUACUGCUAUUGCUGAGGGUGCAGGCACGGACCGGCGCACGACCGUCCUCAGGCCCAGAGUACCUGCGGCGAGGCUGGCUGCGGCUGCUGGCGGAGGGCGAGGGCUGCACUACCUGCCGGCCGGAAGAGUGCGCCACUCCUCGGGGCUGCCUGGCUGGCCGGGUGCGUGAUGCGUGUGGCUGCUGCUGGGAAUGCGCCAACCUUGAGGGCCAGCUCUGCGACCUGGACCCCAGCGCCCACUUCUACGGGCUUUGUGGCGAGCAGCUUGAGUGCCGGCUGGACUCUGGCGGCGACCUGAGCCGCGGAGAGGUGCCGGAGCCGCUCUGCGUGUGCCGUUCGCAACGGCCUCUCUGUGGGUCGGACGGCCGCACCUACGCCCAGAUCUGCCGCCUGCAAGAGGCGGCUAGUGCUCAGCCGGGCGCCAACCUCACGGUGGCACACCCAGGGCCUUGUGAAUCCGAGCCUCAGAUCGUAAUGUACCCAUAUGACAUUUGGAAUGUGACGGGGCAGGAUGUGAUCUUUGGCUGUGAGGUGUUUGCUUACCCCAUGGCUUCCAUCGAGUGGAGGAAGGACGGUUUGGACAUUCAGCUGCCAGGGGAUGACCCCCAUAUCUCUGUGCAGUUUAGGGGUGGACCCCAGAGGUUUGAGGUGACUGGCUGGCUGCAGAUCCAGGCUGUACGUCCCAGUGAUGAGGGCACCUAUCGCUGCCUCGCCCGCAAUGCCCUGGGUCAGGUCGAGGCCCCAGCUAGCCUAACAGUGCUCACUCCAGAACAGUUGAACUCCACGGGCGUCCCCCAGCUGCCAGCCCUGCACCUGGUUCCCGGGCAGGAGGCUGAGAGUGAAGAGGGCGAGGAUUACUACUAAAUCUGGAGCCCUGGCCCCUGGGGGUGGGUGAGGGGGGUUAGUGUUCAUCCCAGCUUUUGAAAAGACCUGGAAAGGGGAGCAGGCCCCCAUGGAGUGUUUCAGUGCUCCUAGUCCAGGGGAUUGUAAAGGGAGACAAAAGUUGGAGGGAGGGUAAUGAGAGAAGCUGAGAUAGGGGCGUGGGAUGUGAAGGGGCCCAUGCAGGAGCUCCCUCACUGGGAGAGGCUCCAGAGACCAGCCAGGCAGAAGGGGAACAACAGAGGCCAGUGAUACCUAGCGGGGUGAGGGGGAGGCUCUGGAGUAGGCCCAAAGGUGCAGCUAAAGGACCCUCCACUUCCUCCAGUAGCCUUCCUCCUGGCCCUGCUCAGCCAGUUUUCCUACCUAGCUGCUCUCCUUGGCUGAACAUCCUGUGGGUGUUUUUUUUUUUUUUUUCCAAAUCUCCAAUCUUUGCUCACCCCAAUUUAUCCUCCCUCAAAACUGACCUUCUAGAAAUUUCCUGCUCCCCUAAGUCCCACUUGUCUUUACUUACCACAGUAUUUUUUUGCUACUCCCACCUGCUGUCCAGGAGAGCACAGCGGAGGAUGGCUUAGUUCAGUGCAGGAAGAUGGGUCAUGAUCUCCACGGGGCUAGCACCAUAUUUUAUACCAACCACCCUGUAUUGGACAGUGCCUGGCAUAGAACUGUGCACAGUAGAUUCUCAAUAAAGCUUUAUGAGCACA